Molecule: messenger RNA, 1707 nt
Organism: Colletotrichum spaethianum
Lineage: Eukaryota; Fungi; Ascomycota; Sordariomycetes; Glomerellales; Glomerellaceae
Exons: 1
Coding region: 1-1707 (568 amino acids)
Biological process (GO): carbohydrate metabolic process
Cellular component (GO): beta-galactosidase complex
Molecular function (GO): beta-galactosidase activity
Source: RefSeq, a predicted model, not a curated record
AUGACAGCAUUCGAACAGUCCCCAGAAUCGCAACUUCCGCAUCUCCGCCGCAGCAAUGGCAACACUCAGAUCAUCCUCAAGGGCAAGCCCUUUCUCAUGCUCUCGGGCGAGCUGCACAACUCGUCUCUCUCGUCGGCCCGCUUCAUGUCCGAGGUCUGGCCCGCCAUGAAGGCCAAUCAUUUCAACACUCUCCUCGGCGCCGUGACUUGGGAGGACAUCGAGCCCGUCGAGGGCCAGUUCAACUUUUCAGAGCUUGACGCUGUGCUGGCCGGCGCGAGAGAGCACGGCAUGCAUCUCGUGCUUCUCUGGUUUGGAACCUACAAGAACGGCAUCUCGACAUACGCCCCGCACUGGGUCAAGCGCGAUACGAAACGUUUCCCGCGUGUCCAGUGUCUCGAGGCCGGCGGCGUCAAGAGAACCAUCGAGAUGGUCACCCCUCUCAGCGAGGAGGGAUGCAAGGCUGAUUCCAGAGCGUUUGCCGAGCUGUGCAAGCACCUCGCAAAGGUCGACGCUGAGCACAAUACCGUCCUCAUGAUCCAGGUCGAGAACGAGACGGGUCUGUUGGGCGACUCCCGCGACCGCUCUCAUCGCGCAGACAAGGCCUUCGCGGAACCUGUCCCCGAGGACCUCCUAAGACAUCUAAACAAGAAAUCGGCCGACCUGCACCCAAAAUUCAAAGCCCGCUUCGCCGAUCCUCCGGCGUCAGGCAUUCACUCUUGGAACGAUGUCUUCGGCCUCGGUCCAUCAGCCGACGAGGCCUUCAUGGCGUACCACAUCUCCUCCUACGUCGGCCGCGUGGCUGCCGCAGGAAAGAAGGAAUACGACAUCCCGCUGUACACAAACACAUGGCUCAACUUUGACGACCCAUCAGAACUCGACCUCCGCGGCGUUCCCAUUGUGGUCGGUGGCGGAGCCGAGCCUGGCGUGUACCCCUCUGGCGGCCCCUGCCCCCACGUUCUCGACAUCUGGCGGUACAAUACAAUCUUCACCAAGGAGAAGUCUCUCGACUUCCUAGCACCGGAUCUGUACUUCCACAACUACGAGGCGGUUUGCAGAGACUACACGGCGCAAGGAAACCCGCUCUUCAUCCCAGAACAGCGACGCGACGAGAACGGUGCGAGGAGGGUUUGGUUGUCAUACGGAACCUACGGGGCAUUGGGCGCGAGCCCGUUCGGUAUCGACACGGGCGCAGAGUUGGUUGGCCGGGAGUUCAAGCUGCUUUCUCAGAUCUCGCCGUACCUGCUCGCAGCGAAGCCCGAGGACCGCAUGGGGUUCUUCUUCGACGAGGAGGUGAACACAGCCGGCAAGGGCGAGAAGUGGAUCAAGGUCUUUGGCGACAUCGAGGUCACAAUCGAGCGCGCCUUUGUGUUCGGCAAGCCCGGCCCCGGCGGCGGCCUUAUCAUCCACCUCGGCGCCGCAAAGUUCCUCGCAGUUGGCCGCGGGUUCAACGUGAAGUUCAAGAGCAUGCGGAAGGAGGCUACGUUCACGGGCAUCCUUGCGGCGACCGAGAAGGAGGUGGACGAGAAGGAUGACCUGCGGACGCUGCGGAUUUACAACGGCGACGAGACGCGUAGCGGCGAGUUCUUGAUCAUGCCCAACGACGACCCGGAUUAUGGCGGGUUCCCCAUCGCCGUGACGGUCCCGGCGCGGACGUGCAUUGCCGAGGUCGAGGCGUACUGGAUCGCCGAAGAUGAGGAGGACCGGUGA